AUGAGGGCACGGGCCCCAGGUGAUGAGGAUGGAGGAGGCACCCAGAGCCCAGAACUCAGCCCAGCCCCUCGCCCUCCCCGACCCCACCAAGGGCUCAUGAAGGGAGACAAGCGUGAGGAGCUGGGGCCGGGCCCCGAGCCUUCGGGCCCCCCGCUGCCCACGGAGGAGGAGGAGGCCCUGCUUGAGUUCCACCGCUCCUACCGGGAGCUCUUCGAGUUCUUCUGCAAUAAUACCACCAUCCACGGCGCCAUCCGCCUGGUGUGCUCGCAGCACAACCGCAUGAAGACGGUCUUCUGGGCCGUGCUCUGGCUCUGCACCUUCGGCAUGAUGUACUGGCAGUUCGGCCAGCUCUUCGGAGAGUACUUCAGCUACCCCGUCAGCCUCAACAUCAACCUCAACUCGGACAAGCUCAUCUUCCCCGCCGUCUCCAUCUGCACCCUAAACCCCUACAGGUACAAGGAAAUUCAAGAGGAGCUGGAGGACCUGGACCGCAUCACGGAGCAGACACUUUUCGACCUGUACAAGUACAACGCCUCCCACACCCUCGUGGCCCACGCCCGCUCCCGCCGCGACCUGCGGGAGCCGCUGCCGCACCCUCUGCAGCGCCUGCCCAUCCCGGCUCCGCCCCACGCGGCCCGCAGAGUCCGCCGCGCCGGCUCCAGCGUGCGGGACAACAACCCCCAGGUGAACAGGAAGGACUGGAAGAUCGGCUUCCAGCUGUGCAACCAGAACAAAUCGGACUGCUUCUACCAGACAUACUCGUCAGGGGUGGAUGCUGUGAGGGAGUGGUACCGCUUCCACUAUAUCAACAUUCUGUCCAGACGGAGACAGGACACCUCUCCCUCGCUGGAGGAGGACGUGCUGGGCAAAUUCAUCUUCACCUGCCGCUUCAACCAGGACUCCUGCAAUGAGGCGAAUUACUCUCACUUCCACCACCCGAUGUACGGAAACUGCUACACUUUCAACGACAAGAACAGCUCCAACCUCUGGAUGUCCUCCAUGCCCGGGGUCAACAACGGCCUGUCCCUGACACUGCGCACAGAGCAAAAUGACUUCAUCCCACUGCUGUCCACGGUGACCGGGGCCCGGGUGAUGGUGCAUGAACGGGAUGAGCCUGCCUUUAUGGAUGAUGCUGGCUUUAAUCUGCGGCCCGGCGUGGAGACCUCCAUCAGCAUGAGUAAGGAAGCCGUGGACAGACUUGGGGGUGACUAUGGCGACUGCACCAAGAAUGGCAGCGAGGUCCCGGUGGAGAACCUUUACAAUACCAAGUACACGCAGCAGGUGUGCAUCCAUUCGUGCUUCCAGGAGAGCAUGAUCAAGGAGUGUGGCUGUGCCUACAUCUUCUACCCACGGCCCGAAGGCGUAGAGUUCUGUGACUACAAGAAGCAUAAUUCUUGGGGCUACUGCUACUAUAAGCUCCAGGAUGCCUUCUCCUCAGACCGCCUGGGCUGUUUCACCAAGUGCCGGAAGCCAUGCAGUGUGACCAUCUACAAGCUCUCUGCCAGUUACUCACAGUGGCCCUCCGUGACAUCCCAGGACUGGGUCUUCCAGAUGCUGUCCCGACAGAACAACUACACCAUCAAGAACAAAAGGGAUGGAGUUGCCAAACUCAACAUCUUCUUCAAGGAGCUGAACUACAAAUCUAAUUCUGAGUCUCCCUCAGUCACGAUGGUCACCCUCCUGUCCAACCUGGGCAGCCAGUGGAGCCUGUGGUUCGGCUCCUCCGUGCUGUCCGUGGUGGAGAUGGCUGAGCUCAUCUUUGACCUCCUGGUUAUCACCUUCCUCAUGCUGCUCCGGAGGUUCCGAAGCCGAUACUGGUCCCCAGGCCGAGGGGGCAGGGGCACCCAGGAGGUGGCCUCCACUCCAGCCACCUCCCUCCCCUCCAGUUUCUGCCCCUACCAGGCUUCCUCCUCUUCAUCCCCGCCAGACUCUGCCGUCUCCCCGGCCUUGUCAGCCCCUCCGCCUGCCUACUCCACCCUGGGUCCCCACCCAGCUCCAUCAGGCUUGGCAGAAGCCAGCGCCUCUGCCCACGCUCCAGGGGAGCCCUGA
Budorcas taxicolor (takin) is the source of this 2049-nucleotide messenger RNA. It is a transcript of the gene SCNN1A, whose product is annotated as sodium channel epithelial 1 subunit alpha. The record is from RefSeq and is a predicted model, not a curated record. Lineage: Eukaryota; Metazoa; Chordata; Mammalia; Artiodactyla; Bovidae. The coding region runs from base 1 to 2049 and encodes 682 amino acids. Gene Ontology annotation, cellular component: membrane. Gene Ontology annotation, molecular function: ligand-gated sodium channel activity. The transcript has 12 exons. Gene Ontology annotation, biological process: sodium ion transmembrane transport.